GAUUGGGUACGGAACUGAGGGGGAAUAUGCAAGGCAUUGAGGCCAAAGGACUUCUACAAUAAAACGGAAAUAAUAGAAGUUCCGAUGAAGCUGUUAAUUGGAGAGAAAUAGAAAUAUUGAAAACUACCAAGUACAAUUUUCUGUUGGUUCGCGUAGGAAUGCCCCUUUUGUGGGGAUAGUCGGAGUAGGAUCCGGAUGAUGGUCUAGGUAGCAGACAUCGUCAUGCGAUAUAUUACCAGUAACCGGGAAAUAUCUGCUGCAAUCCCCUUACCCAUCCAUGCAUCACGUUUUUCACAUCUCACAUACCUGAGUACUUACACAAUAUUAUGUAGUACUUGCAUGCGUAUCUGCGUACAUACCUAACCAAUAUCCCACGCCCCCCACAUCAUAUCAGCUCACAUCAUGUUCUCAUUCUGGCCCUUCACCCGCAGCAUCAGCAAUACCCACCCCUCAUCUACCUACAACUACGACCUCACCAUACCAGACGUCGCGGUCGACGACCUAGGGGUAGAAACGCGCCGUAUCGAAACCGGCACGCAUUCCACGACCGUGUACGGGUACCCCUCAUCCGGGGGCGCGUUGGUGCUUCCCUAUUGCAACGGGGUGGACCUGUCGUUCCUAGGGCUCUCACAUUUACUUUCCACCCCCUCCACCCCUAAUCCAGAAACCGAGCGAUCGCCCGACGAGGCGGAAGAAGACCGUCAUUGCAUGCGCAUGCGCCAGCUCGGAGCUUGGUCCUUUUAUAGCGCAAGCGAUUACUUCUGGACGGGGUUCUGCUCGCCCGAGGUUAUGGAUCGGAAGAAACUGGUGGUGGCGGCGUGGCCGUCGAGCGGGAAGGGAGUGUGCGUUAUUGCGGCGCGGAAGGAGGAGGCCGCGUCCCGCGGUUUCGCGUGGGUGUGGAAUGCGCUUAGUAUGGAUGAGAGAUGCACUGUCGUGCGGAAAUUAGGAGGGACGUUUUAUGAGGACCCGAGGGAGUGUGCGGAUUUAGAUUUGCAGGAUUUUGAAGUAGGUACCUGAGUUGGAGAGAAAAAGAGUGAGAAGGGUAAGGGAAGGGAAAUUCGAACCGAACCCGGGUACGGAACGGACUCGUGGGGGAGAGGGGUGGUUACACAGAUCGGAUUACUGUAAGGGGAUUAAUGGGGGUGAAAUGGGAGAAAAUUGGAAGGAAUUUGGAGACAUUUAUGAUUGGUUUGUUUUUAAUUAUUAUUUUGUA
This is a messenger RNA of Hypoxylon trugodes, 1213 nucleotides long. RefSeq lists its product as uncharacterized. The transcript has a single exon. The record is from RefSeq and is a predicted model, not a curated record. The coding region runs from base 403 to 1017 and encodes 204 amino acids. Lineage: Eukaryota; Fungi; Ascomycota; Sordariomycetes; Xylariales; Hypoxylaceae.